Messenger RNA from Ylistrum balloti, 1049 nucleotides. Its product is annotated as low affinity immunoglobulin epsilon Fc receptor-like. The coding region runs from base 1 to 828 and encodes 275 amino acids. Lineage: Eukaryota; Metazoa; Mollusca; Bivalvia; Pectinida; Pectinidae. The transcript has 4 exons. The record is from RefSeq and is a predicted model, not a curated record.
AUGAGAUUACUCUGGGUAGUGAAAUUCAUAUUGCAAUAUAUUAUAAUAGUCAAUGCAGAUAAUAAGUAUGAAAAUACGACUGAAAACAGUUUGACUAACGGACUUCUGUUUCUGUUAAAUGGAACAUUUUUCGAUCUGAAAGAAAAAAUGUGCAAUUUGCAGGGGGAUGUUGAUGUUUUAGAAGCGGUUGUAAAUCGCUACGAAUCAGUGCCACGUUCCGAUCAUUUUAACAACUCCGUGCUAACAGAAUUCAAAGAACUGGUUAGAAGACAACUGCAAGCGUUUUCAAAGAUACAGAAUGGUUUUGAAAACUCGAUACGUCUACUUCAGAAGGAACAGGAAGACAUAUGGGAAUUGGUCAAUACCACUCGCAGACAUCGGGAAAUAAAUGCUACCAAAGACAAAGGGCUUGGGACUUGUACCGAGGGAUGGAUAACUGCAGCAAGGAAAUGCUAUUAUGUCUCACAAGAUGUUCAAAAGACAAACUGGGAAUCGGCAAAUAAUUAUUGUGGCACCGUUGGAGGUAAACUAGUGGAGCUGAAGAAUGAUGAGGAAGCUAAUGAUGUUUUCCAGAUGAUGCCAGACAGAAUUCGACUUCGUGAUUACAUCUACACUGGGGAAAAGAGAACAGAUGAUGGUAUGUGGGUGUUUCAAGCAGAGUUAGAUCCAGUUGACAUUGCAGCUAGAACCUGGGCUCCAGACGAGCCUGGGGGAUCCCCUGAGAAUUGUGGAUGUGUUAGUAAAGAGGACACGUUUAUGAUGACCGACUGCCACUGUCGGGGUUUCUAUUUACACUUCAUAUGUGAAAAACCCCGUACCACAGGAUAGAAAUAAUACUCGUUAAUGACGUCUCCAUGGUAUAAUACUGUUUAAUGAACAAAGAACUCUCUACAUAAACACAUAGCUCUAAAUGAAAUAAUGUCGUUUCCAAAACCAUUUCAGUAUUCAAAUCAAAAUGUUACGUGGAGUGUAUUUUGUCAGAACAUCCAAAACUUUAAAUCGCGAAAUAUGUAAGGGUAAAUGAAAGAAAAUAUACUUUUUACACAGUU